AACGGUUUCACAUAAAGUUGCUAUCAGUUGAACUGAAAGGAUAUUGUCAAGGAGGAAAAUUGAGAAAAACAAACGGUUUUGAGAAUUAGACCUCAAAGGAUAUAUUUUUGAAUUUCUUUUGGUUGAAAUUCGAAUUUGUGUUGAAUUGCCGACAGUUGUGUGAGUGAGACUUGAAGUGGUGAACAUUAGUACUCGUUGCCAAGAGCAAGGGUUCAAAAAAGGAAAAAAACAGUUGAAAGUUUCAAGGAGUGUGUAGUUCGGAGUUCAAUCAGUUUCAUUGAAAGGUCUCCGUCAGGCGCGUAUCUUUAUUGAAAAAGUACAACGGCUGCACUCAUCAAAUAUUCAAAAGAUAACCUUCUACGAAUAAGUGCUCCUGUGUGUUCUGAAAUUUUUACAUCAGAUUCAAAUAUAAUUCAGUGAAAAACCUCAUUCGUGGGAGCCACUUGUUAGCAUCCGAAUUGUGCAUAUAUAAUUCUAUUCUGUACUCAGAAUACAUAUUCAAGUUACUCGUGUGCGCGAUUUUUCGUUACAUUGUCUGUAAACGGGAACGGCUCAUUAUCCUUCCGUUAACUGCUUAUUAAAUAGAAUUAUGUUCAGCAACAAAGUGAACUGGUGUGGCGGUAGCAGAGGCAGCAGCUGGAUAAUGAAGCAUCAAAAAAUCACAUCAAUUUUCGUGUUUGUCUUUAUUGUGACAAUCAGUGAAAUAUCAGCUCUACCACCAUCAUUUGAUAGCUCACUAAAUGAACUCUAUGAAAACCUUUUACAACGCGAAUACGCCGGACCCAUCUCCUUCCCCAAUCAUCAGGUCGAACGAAAGGCUCAACGGUCACCAUCGCUCCGCCUAAGAUUUGGACGAAGUGAUCCUGAUAUCCUUCAAUCGAUGGAGAAACGAUGGUUUGGAGAUGUCCACCAAAAACCCAUCCGGUCACCAUCUUUGCGUCUACGUUUCGGACGACGCUCCGACCCAAUGAUGUCCGUCCAUGAAGGAGACAAUUCAAUUGACGAGAACAACUAUGACCGCGUCACAAGACAGGCACCCUUGGAGGACGACAAUGGAGACCGAGAUGUAGCUGCUUUAAGAGUACGACGUGAUAUUUCAAAUGAUGCCCCACUGGAACAGAAAAGAGCACCAUCAUUGAGACUGCGAUUCGGGCGGGACCCAUAUAAAGUAUCAGCGGCUCAAGUUAUGGCUGACCGGAAUGAACUUGAACGGGAAAUCUUGGCUACCCUUCUACAAGCACUGAAUGAAUACGAUUACAAUGAUGUACCCUCUGAUGACUUCAUUAGAGAAACACGGAAACCAGCACCCUUAAGGCUUCGAUUUGGUCGCAGUGUAGAUUUGUCUUCAUUAAAGAAAUCGCCAACUGACAACAAGCCAGUACCAUCAUCUUAGGCAGAUAAUGACUUCAACAUCAAAAUUCCUGCAUUAUCCUACUAAAUUCUACGGUAACUGGACUAUAACCGCAUUAUUUGCAAUACUAUUGCUAGUUUGAAAUUAUUACGAAUUGUAACACUAUUACUAUCAAUGAAUAAAUAUAAAAUAGAAAUCAAUUAUCAAAGAAUUGAUUUUCUUCUCUGAAUUUUGUCAAAUCCCUUUGAGUAGCUCAAGUUGGAAAGUUAUUUUUUUACGAACAAAAACCAGAUGUAGAUCUACCGCUUAUUACUCAUAGUGGACUUAACCUAUGAAAGUUUCAGAUUCAUUUUGUUUUACUUUAUUAUUUGAAAAAGAUAAAAAAAAACAAACUAAUUUGUAAAUAGUUCCUCUCUGUUAGCCAAACCAUGUGAACAGAAUCGAGAAAAGUUUUCACUCCCUGACGAUAAACCCCCACCUUAAGGAACUCUUAUCAAACCUUAUACAUACAUAUACAUGCAUAUAUAUAUAAAUAAAUAUAUUCCCCAAGGAAAAAUGAAUAUAUAUCAAAUGUACCUCCGCUACAGUGUCAUUAAUAUACUUAGUAAAUGUCAUGUCGAUAAUAUUAUACUUUUGAGUAAAAUUAUAUUAAAUAAAUGAGAAAUAAAAUUGGAGAUAAUUCUAAAACUUGUACUGAAAAGACGGCAUCUACACACAUCAGUCAAUGUCACACAUAUUCAACCCUUAUCCCAAAUUUACUAAAUAAAAAUACAAAUUAUCAACCAUUCAGAAUUAGCAGCACCAAAUAUACAGACCAGAAGGUAGCUCACAGGACGUGAAGCGCUGCAAAGAACAAGUCACUGAUCAGAUUCUCAGAUCUAUCUUUGGAUUGAAUCGGGACAGAUACGAGAUGUUUUAAAUAGAAAAGUUAAGUAACAAAAAAAAUUAUAUAAGAAAUAUGAAUGUAAAUAAUAACUUAUAAAAUAUGAAAGUAAAAUAAAUAACACAUGAAGACUCAUAUUUGAAAAAAUAAAAAAAAUAAUUAAAUAUAUUUAUGAGUGGGAAAAGAGAGAGUUAAUACCUUAAAAAAACAAAACAAAUUAUUUAUUCUCAUUAUACAUAUAAAUGUAAUUUAUCAGUAUUUAAAGAGGAGAGAAAGGCAAAUAUAAAGCAAAUGAUUAAAAAAAAAUGUUUAUUGAAAUAAAAGUAUUAUGUUUCAGAAAUACA
Molecule: messenger RNA, 2578 nt
Organism: Hermetia illucens (black soldier fly)
Lineage: Eukaryota; Metazoa; Arthropoda; Insecta; Diptera; Stratiomyidae
Gene: sNPF
Product: short neuropeptide F
Exons: 6
Coding region: 590-1393 (267 amino acids)
Source: RefSeq, a predicted model, not a curated record